Molecule: messenger RNA, 8741 nt
Organism: Myotis myotis
Lineage: Eukaryota; Metazoa; Chordata; Mammalia; Chiroptera; Vespertilionidae
Gene: BRCA2
Product: BRCA2 DNA repair associated
Exons: 20
Coding region: 177-8468 (2763 amino acids)
Biological process (GO): regulation of DNA-templated transcription; double-strand break repair via homologous recombination
Cellular component (GO): nucleus
Source: RefSeq, a predicted model, not a curated record
ACGUCAUCGGGAGGCGUGUGGCCGCGCGGCUUUGGCGCGAGCAGUUGAAAGCCCGGCGGGGACCGGCUGUGGGUGCUCGGGAGGAGGCCGCCGCCGGGAGAGCCCGCGGAGUCCGAGGAGCGGCGUCUGGGGAGGCGACUCGUUUUCCAGGUGUCGGAGUGAUAUCGUCGAGAAAAAUGCCUAUUGGGUGCAAAGAGAGGCCAACCUUUUUUGAAAUUUUUGAGACGCGAUGCAGCCAAGCAGAUUUAGGACCAAUAAGCAUUAAUUGGUUUGAAGAACUUUCUUCAGAAGCUCCCCCAUAUAAUUCUGAAACUGCAGAAGAAUCUGAAUAUAAAUCCAGCAGUUAUGAACCAAACCCAUUUAAAACACCACAAAGGAAACCUUAUCAUCAGUUGGCUUCUACUCCAGUAAUAUUCAAAGAGCAAGGUCUAACUCUGCCACUGUAUCAAUCUCCCUUAAAAGAAUUAGAUAUGGACAGAUUAGAUUUAGGAAAGCAUAUUACCAAUAGUAAAUAUAAAAAUUGUUGCACAAUGAAGGCUAAAAUGGAUCAAGCAAAUGAUGUUAUCAUCCCACCUCUAAAUUCUUGCCUUAGUGAAAGUCCUGGUAUUCUACGGUGUACACAUGUGACACCACAAAGAGAAAAGUCAGUGCUAUGUGGAAGUUUAUUUCAUACACCAAAGCUUAUGAAGGGUCAGACACGGAAACAUAUUUCCGAAAGUCUAGGAGCUGAGGUGGACCCUGAUAUGUCUUGGUCAAGUUCUUUAGCCACACCACCAACCCUUAGUGCUACUGUGCUCAUAGUCAGAGAUGAAGAAGCAUCUUCAGCUGUAUUUCCUAAUGAUACUACUGAUAUUUUGAAAAGCUAUUUUUCUGACCACGAUGAAAGUUUGAAGGAAAAUGAUAGGUUUAUCCCUUCCGGGCCAAACAAUGAAAUAAAAAGUCAGAGAGAAGCUAAAAGUUAUGGAUUGGGGGAUCCAUUGGGUAAAGUAAGUGGCUGCAAAGACCAUUUUGGAAAGUCAGUGCCAAAUGUCCCAGAAGAUGAAGUACAUGAAAAGGUUGGAGAUAUUUCUGAAGAAGAUAGUUUUUCAUUAUGCAUUUCUAAAUAUAAAAAAAGAAAUCUACAAAAAAUAAAAAAUGGCAAGACUAGGAAAAAUAUUUUCAGUGAAACAAAAAACGAUGAAUGUGAAGAAACUAAAAAACAAAUAAAAGAUAAUAAACAGUCGUUUAUAUCCAAAGUGGAACCAAAUGACAGUGAUCCAUUAGAUUCAAAAUUAAGGAGUCAGAAGCACUUUGGGAAUGGAAGUGGCAGAAUCUCUGAGGAGGCUGUACAGUCUCCAGUCUUUGAAUGGUCUCAGCUAACACUCUCAGGUAUAAAUGGAACCCAAAUUGGGAAAAUAUUGCAAAAUUCUUCUUGUCACCAAAAUAAUUCUGAAAAAGAUCUCAUAGGUACAGAGAAAGAAUGUACCAACUUUAUUACUGUAGAAAAUUCUUUGCCACAUAUUUCAAGUGUACCAAAGACAGAGAAGAUAUUAAAGGAGGAAACAGUGGUGAAUAAGAAAGAUAAAGGACAGUGUCCUGAAUUGCAUGAAGAUUCCACUCUUGUGGUAAAACACACAGUAUCUGAAACUUCUCUGAUAGCUUCUCCUCUUCAGGGUAUCAAAAAGUCUCAAGUCAGGAUAAGAGAAUCACCUGAAGAGACACCGAGUGCAGUUUUCUCAAAUAACAUGACUGAUCUAAACUUUAAAGAAGAUCCUGAAGCCUCUGAAGGUAGAUUGGAAAUAAGUACUAUAUUUUCCCAGGAAGAGAGUUCUUUAUGUACAAGUUCAGUUACUAAUGGAAGCCGUCCAGUCACUAUCAAACAUACUUCUGUAGCUUUGAAGAAUACAGGUUUAAUAUCCACUUUGAGAAAGAAAACUAAAAAGUUUAUUUAUACUAUAAAUGAUGAAACAUCUUAUCAAGGACUAAAAAUGCAGAAAGAUCAAGAGUCAGGACUAACUAACUAUUCUGCCCAAUUUGAAGAAAACACUUUUGAAGCACCAUCUACAGUUUUAAAUGCUGAUUCAGGUUUAUUGCAUUCUGUGGGAAAAAACUGUUUACAGAAUGAUUCUGAAGAACCAACUUUGUCUUUAACCAGCUCUUUUGGGAGAAUUCUGAGAACAUGUUCUAAUAAUGAAAGCAGUUCUUCUAAUAACGAAAUAAUAUCUCACGAUCUUGAUUAUAAAGAAGCAAAAAUUAAUAAAGAAAAGCUGCAGUCAUUUAUAACCACAGAAACUGAUCAUCUGUCAUGCUUACAGGAAAAAUAUUGUGAAGAAGAUCCAGAACACCAAAUUUUAGACAUAAAAGAAAAGGUCUUACCUGCAAUCUUUCACUCUGCAAUGCCACAUUCAGAAAUGGAAUGUAGUGGUAUUCACUUUCAAUCCCAGAAAAGCAUUUUAUAUGACCUUGGUAACACCAGCAUUUUAACUUCUGGCUCCAAGGAUCCUCCAUCAAACCCAGUUGUGAUUUCUAGAGGAAAAGAAUCAUAUAAAGCAUCAGAGAAAGUAAAAUUUAAGAAUUGUGAACCUGGUUUUAAUUUAACAAAAAAUAUUCCCAUGGAUAAUCAAGAAAUAUGUGUUUUAAAUGAAAAUUUUAAAAAAGUGGAGCUGUUGUCACGUGAAAAAUACACAAUACUAGGAUCACCUUCUCUGAAGGUACAAUUAAACCAAACUACAAAUCUAACAGUAACCCAAAAUGUCCAAGAAAAGGCUACUUCAAUUUCAAAAAUAACUGUCAAUUCAAACUCUGAAGAACUUUUCCAAGACAAUAAGAAGGAUUUUGCCUUUGAAAUAAUUGAUGAGUGGAAUAUUCCUUUGUUAGAAAAUAAUGAGGAACUUCAAGAGGCAGGCAUCAGUUGUCUCAGAGAACCUAUUCUCAAGCACUCUAUCAUGGUAGUAGAUACAGACACCGAUGACAAACAAGUAGCCAAAGCAUCAAUUACAAAAGAUUUUGAUUCAUCAAAUGUAGUCCAUGAUCUUACAGAGAACAGAAAAAGGGUAAUGCAGAAAAUGAUUCUAGGUGAAGAUCCAAAGGCAGGCAUGUCCUUAGAUACAGAUAAGAAAUCAAACCAAAAUAAUGAUUAUAUGGACACAUGGGCAGAACUUUCAGAUCCCAUUUCAAGUCACAGUUUUGGACAUGGCUUCAGAACAGCUUCUAAUAAAGACAUAAAACUCUCUGAAUACAACAUUAAGAAAAGUAAAGUGUUCUUCAAAGAUAUUGAAGAACAUUUUACUACUAGCUUAGCCUGUAUAGAAAUUGUAAAUACCUCAUUGUUAGAAAAUCAAAAGAAACUAAGCAAACCUCACCCACUUGAUGGCCAAUCAACUGAUACUGCAUCUGGGUGUGAGCACAGUAGUGCACUUGCAUCUGAUAGUGAAAAUAGUCACACAACUCCUCCAACUUCGUCUUUGAAGCAAGAUUUUAAUUCAAACCAUAACUUAACACCUAGCCAAACAGCAGAAAUUACAGAACUUUCUACUAUAUUGGAAGAAUCAGGAAGUCAGUUUGAAUUUACACAGUUUAGAAAACCAAGCCCCAUGAUGCAGAAUAAUCCACUUGAAAUACCUGAAAACCAGAUAUCUGCCUUGCAUACCACUUCUGAGGAAUGGGAAGGUGUUGAUCCUCUCAUGGAUAGCAGCAGGAAGUUGGAAGAUAAGCAAAAGUCAGCUUGCUCAUUACAGACAAGCUGUAACAAAAAUGCUGCUGGAUAUUCAACCGAUAAAAAUGAAGUGGAGUUUAGAGGCUUUUACUCUGCUCGUGGCACAAAACUGAAUGUUUCUAGUGAAGCACUGCAAAGAGCUGUGAGGCUGUUCAGUGACAUUGAGAAUAUUAGUGAGGAAACCUCUGCAGAAGUAGAUCUAAGAAGUUUCUCUUCAAGUAAAUGUAAUGAUACUAUUGUUUCAGUGUUUCAGAUGGAAAAUUGUAACGAUAAAAAUUUUAAUGAAAACAAUAAAUACCAAGUAAUACAACAAAAUAAUAUUGAGAUGGCUGCUGGCAUCUUUGUUGAAGAAAAUUCUGAAGAUCAGAAGAAAAAUACAGCAAGUGAAGAUAAAUCUAUUGGUGCCUGUAGAAAUAUUUGUAAUUUAGGAGAAUCUGAUAGCCAUGAUUUAAAUAAAAAUGAUACAGUUUGUGUUCACAAAGAUGAAAAUGGCUUGCCAUGUGUUACUGAUCAGCACAGCAUACAUCUAAAAUCAUCUGGCCAGUUUAUGAAUGGAGGAAACACUCAAGUAAAAGAAGGUGUAUCAGAUUUAACUUGUUUGGAAGUUGUGAAAGCUGAAGAAAUACGUCAUGUUCAUACGUCAAAUAAACAACAGUUAACUGCUAGUAAGAUGGAGCAAAACAUAAAAGAUUUUGACAUUUUCGAUAUAUCCUUUAAGACUGCAAGUGGGAAAAAUGUCAGAGUCUCCAAAGAUUCAUUAAAUAAAGCUAUGAAUUUCUUUUAUCAAAAAUGUGCAGAAGAAGAAUUGAAUAACUUUUCAGAUGCCUUGAAUUCUGAAUUACUUUCUGGAAUAAAUGUCAACAAAAUAGAUAUUUCAAGUUAUGAGGCCACAGAUAUGGUUAAAGACAAAACAUUGAAAGAAAGUGACUCAGUUUGUAUUGAAAAUCAAUUACUGACUCUCCAAACAGAACCAGAAUGUGAAAUCAAAAAGAUCAAAGAACCCACUGUGUUGGGCUUUCAUACAGCUAGUGGGAAAAAGGUAAAAAUUGUGAAGGAAUAUCUGGACAAAGUGAAAAAUCUUUUUGAUGAGAAAAAGCAAGAUAGUGAAACCACUAAUUACAGUCAUCAAAGGGUAAAGAUGCUGAAGGACAGAGAAGAAUGUAAAGUAGGGUUUCCAUUAGCAUGUGAGACUGUUGAAAUAACAACUGCUCCAAAGUGUGAAGAAAUGCAGAAUUCUUUAACGGAGGAAAAACUUGUUUCUAAUGAGUUUGCCAUGCUACCCAGGCUCUUAAGUGAUAAUUUAUACAGGCAAACUGGAAAUUUCAAAAUGUCAAAUAGUGUUGCUCUAAAAAUUGGAAAUGUAGAAAAAGAAACAGCAAAAAGUCUUACAACUUGUUACAGAAAUCAGUUCACUUGUUCAGCCAUUAAAAAUUCUGCUGUAGCAUUUUGCACAGGACAUGGUAGAAAAUUUUCUGUGAAUCAGGCUUCACUACUUGAAGGAGAAUUGGAUGAUCAACCAGAAGAAAUAAAUGCUGCCAAAGUUACAUGUUUAAAAGACAAUCCUGAGGAUUAUGUAGAAAAUCCUUCGUGUGGAAAUCACUCAAACAGUAUAAUAAUUGAAAAUGACAAAAAUCAUCUCUCUGAAAAACAAGAUUCAACUUAUUUAAGUAACAGUAGCAUGUCUAAUAGCAAUUCAGAUCACUCUGAUUUUUGUCAUUCCAAUGAGAUAUAUGAUAAAUUAGAAUCGCUCUCAAAGAAAAGGGAUAAUUUUGGUAUUGAGCCAAUAGUGAAGAAUGCCAAAGAAAAAACAAACACUCAUUUUUCUGAAGUAAUAGCCACCAUAAGAGAAGCAAACACAUACCCACAAACUGAAAAUGAAGAUACUUGUGUUCAUAAAUUUGUGACUAACUCUUCACCAUACAAAAAUAAGAAAACAGACAUGGAAGUGGCCGUAUCUAAUUCAAAUAAUUUUGAGAUACAGUCUCCUGCAUUUAGUACAGCAAGUGGUCAAAUGGUGUCUGUUUCAGAUGGAAUGAAAGUGAGAGAAAGAUUUGCAGACAACUGCACUAAGGUCAUUAGGAUAAACACAGAGAAUAAAUCAGGCACUGGCCAUACGAAAACUUUGACAGGUUAUCAUGAGGUGGUGGGUGAUUCGGAGGAUUUUAUUUUUCCUAACUCUCUGGAUAGUGAAGAGCAUAGCAUGCAUUCAUAUAAGGUUUUUACUGGCAUUCAGAGUGAACAAAUUCUACAACAUAGCCAACGUAUGUCUAGAUCAGAGACCGUUUCUGAAAUGUUACCUUGCCAGAGUAAUUUGAAAGCUUCUGCUACUUGUAAAUUUAAUACGGUCUCUAAUGCUUGUGGGAUUUUUAGCACAGCAAGUGGAAAAUGUGUACAAGUGUCAGAUGCUGCCUUACAGAAGACCAGAUGCAUCUUUUCUAAGCUAGAAGAGAGUGCCGAGCAGCUCUUUUCCAAAGUAUCAUUUGAAUCUAAUGAAGAACAUUCAGACAGGCUCACAAGAGAAGAAAAUACUAUGAUACAUAUCCCCCCAAAUUUGCCAUCACCUGCUUUCUCUGGAUUUAGUACAGCAAGUGGAAAACAGGUUCCAGUUUCAGAGAGUUCCUUAAACAAAGUUAAGGGGAUGUUGGAGGACUUUGAUUCACUCAGAACUGAAUAUGGUCUUCAGAAUUCACCUACAUCUGGACAAGUUGUGUCAAAACUACCUCUCUCCUGUAUUGAUAAGAGAACUCCAAAAUACUCUGCAAGCUGCAAAAUGGAAAAAGCCUGCAAUAAAGAAUUUAAAUUAUCAAAUAACUGUAACGUUAGAAGUGGUUUUUCAGAAAAUACUCCCUCUCUUGAAACUUUGCCAUGUCUCUCUCCGUUUAAGCAGGAUGAACAACCAUUGGUAUUAGGGAGCAAAGUAUCACUUGUUGGAAGCAGUCAUAUUUUGGGACAAGAACAAACUUUACCUAAAAAUAUAAAAAUAGACAUUAUGAAACCUGAAACUUAUCCUAAUCUUCCCAUGACAACAAAUACAGAAAUUUGUUCUACUUACUCCAAAGAUCCAGAAAACUAUUUUGAAACAGAAGCAGUGGAGAUUGCCAAAGCUUUUAUGGAAGAUGGUGAUCUGACAGAUUCUGAACUGCUAAGUCAUCCCGACCACUUUUUUCUUACCUGCCAAAACAAGGAAAUGGCUUUGUUAAAUUCAAGAAUUGGAAAAAGAAGAGGAGAUGCACUUUUCUUGAUUGGAGAGCCCCCAAUCAAAAGGAACUUGUUAAAUGAAUUUGAUGGGAUAAUUGAAAAUCAAGAAAAAUCCUUAAAGGCUUCAAAAAGCACUCCAGAUGGCACAAUAAAAGAUAGAAGAUUGUUUAUGCAUCACAUUUCUUUAGAGCCAGUUACCUGCGGACCCUUAUGCACAACUAAGGAAAGGCAAAAAAUACAGACUCCAAAUUUUACUGAACCUGGUCAAGAAUUUCUGUCCAAAUCUCAUUUUUAUGAACAGCCAACUUUGGAAAAAUCUUCAAGCAAUUUAUCAAUUUCAGGACAGCCAUUUUAUAAAGUUCCUGCCACACAAAAUAAAAAAAGGAGAUACUCAAUUACUACAGGCAAACCAGUGAAAGUUUUUGUCCCACCUUUUAAAACUAAAUCACAUUUUCACAGAGAUAAUCAGUGUCUUGGCAGCAAUACUGAUUUGGAAGAAAACAAACAAAAACAAGAAAACAUAGGUGAACAUGGCUCUGGUGGUAGUAAAAAUAAUAUUAAUAACAGUGAAAUUCAUCAGCCCAACAAAGAUAACUCCAAUCAAGUAGCAACUGUAAUCUCCACAAAGUGUGAAAAAGAACCUUUAGAUUGCAUUGCAAAUCUUCAGAAUGCCAGAGAUGUACAGGAUAUGCGUAUUAAAAAGAAACAUGGCCAACAAAUUUUUCCACAGCCAGGAAGUCUGUAUCUUGUAAAAACAUCCACUCUGCCUAGAAUCUCUCUGAAAGUAGCAGUAGAAGGCCAAGUUCCCUCUGCAUGUUCCCAUAAACAGCUGUAUAUGUAUGGCGUCUCUAAACAUUGCCUAACAAUUAAUAGUAAAAAUGCAGAGUCUUUUCAGUUUCACACUCAGGAUUAUUUUGGUAAGGAAGCCUCAUGGGCUGGAAAAGGCACACAGCUGGCUGACGGUGGAUGGCUUAUACCCUCCAAUGAUGGGAAGGCUGGAAAAGAAGAAUUUUAUAGGGCUCUGUGUGACACCCCAGGUGUGGAUCCAAAGCUUAUAUCUAGAGGUUGGGUCUAUAAUCACUAUAGAUGGAUUAUAUGGAAACUGGCAGCUAUGGAAUUUGCAUUUCCUAAGGAAUUUGCUAAUAGAUGCCUAAGCCCAGAAAGGGUGCUUCUUCAACUAAAAUACAGAUAUGAUAUGGAAAUUGAUAGAAGUCGAAGAUCCGCUAUAAAAAAGAUAAUGGAAAGGGAUGACACAGCUGCAAAAACACUUGUUCUCUGUGUUUCUGAAAUACUUUCACCAACCACAAGUCUAACUGGAACUUCUAACAGUAAAACUAGUGGUGUGGAUAACAGCAAAACAGCUAUUGUGGAACUGACAGAUGGAUGGUAUGCUGUGAAGGCCCAGCUGGACCCUCCCCUCUCAGCUCUCGUACAGAAAGGUAGACUGGCUGUCGGUCAGAAGAUCAUCACUCAUGGAGCAGAACUGGUGGGCUCUCCUGAUGCCUGUGCACCUCUUGAAGCCCCAGAAUCUCUUAUGCUAAAGAUUUCUGCAAACAGUACCCGGCCUGCUUGCUGAUAUGCCAAGCUUGGAUUCUCUCCAGACCCUAGACCUUUUCCUCUCCCCUUGUCAUCACUUUUCAGUGAUGGAGGAAAUGUUGGCUGUGUUGAUGUAGUUAUUCAAAGAGCAUACCCUAUGCAGUGGAUGGAGAAGACAUCGUCUGGAUUAUACAUAUUUCGCAAUGAAAGAGAAGAAGAAAAGGAAGCAGCAAAAUAUGCAGAGGCUCAACAAAGGAAACUAGAAGCCUUAUUCACUAAAAUUCAAGCAGAAUUUGAAGAGCAUGAAGGUAAA